Messenger RNA from Melanotaenia boesemani (Boeseman's rainbowfish), 5024 nucleotides. RefSeq names its product ATPase phospholipid transporting 8B1 (gene atp8b1). Gene Ontology annotation, cellular component: plasma membrane. The transcript is spliced from 30 exons. Bases 172 to 3918 code for a protein of 1248 amino acids. Gene Ontology annotation, molecular function: ATPase-coupled intramembrane lipid carrier activity; magnesium ion binding; ATP binding. Lineage: Eukaryota; Metazoa; Chordata; Actinopteri; Atheriniformes; Melanotaeniidae. Gene Ontology annotation, biological process: Golgi organization; phospholipid translocation. The record is from RefSeq and is a predicted model, not a curated record.
AGGCAGCGCGGGGGAAAAGGGCGGGGAGCCGCCGCCGAGCUGGAGCCCAGACUUCAAGCAGGAAGGAGAAGAAAACAUGUUGCGGUGACACAGCGGCCUGGACAUCGACUGAAAACACUUCUCACCUUUUAAAACAACCUUUAAACGACACAAAAAACCUGAAGUGCUAAGAUGAAUAGGCGGCGUGCAGACUCGCAGGGCUCCCUGGGGCCUGAUGAUGAGGCCAUGCCGUACAGUGAUGACGAGACGGACGAUGAACUGGACGAAGGCUCUGAAGAUGAAGUUGAGGAGCCCGUGGAAGCACCAUACCCCCCAGUGGAAACAAGACCCCACGACAUGGGCUGGAAGGUGAAAGCCAACAACCGGCCGUAUCACCAUUUGCCAGAGUUCCAGAAAAAAGUCUUUCUGUGCAUAAAGAAGAGCAAAUACUCUGGAAAUGCUAUUAAGACAUACAAGUACAACGUCCUCACCUUCCUCCCUCUGAACCUGUACGAGCAGUUUAAGAGAGCAGCCAACCUGUACUUCCUGGCUCUGCUCAUCUUACAGAUCAUACCAGAAAUUUCCACGCUGCCUUGGUACACCACACUGAUUCCUCUGGUUGUGGUGCUGGGAAUCACCGCCAUCAAAGACCUGGUGGAUGAUCUGGCUCGUCACAGGAUGGACAAAGAGAUCAACAACAGGAAGUGUGAUGUCUUGUUAAAUGGCAGGUUUCAAGAGUCAAAAUGGAUGGACAUCCAGGUCGGAGACGUGGUUUGCCUCAAGAAAAACGACUUUGUUCCGGCUGACAUCCUGUUGUUAUCCAGUUCCAACCCAAACAGCCUCUGUUACGUAGAGACAGCCGAGCUUGACGGAGAAACGAACUUGAAGUUUAAGAUGGGACUUCGAGUGACGGAUGAGAGACUGCAGGAAGAACGCCAGCUGGCAGAGUUUGAUGCCCUGAUUGAAUGUGAGGAACCAAACAACCGUCUGGACAAGUUCAUAGGGACAAUGUUGUGGGACAGAGAGCGUUACCCUCUGGAACUGGACAACAUGCUGCUCCGAGGCUGCAAAAUCAGGAACACGGAGAAGUGCCACGGACUGGUCAUCUUCGCAGGAGGAGACACCAAAAUCAUGAGGAACAGUGGAAAAACGAGAUUCAAGAGAACUAAAAUUGAUGAGCUGAUGAACUACAUGGUUUACACGAUCUUUGCUCUGCUCAUCCUGGUCUCGGCUGGUCUGGCUAUCGGUCACUCCUUCUGGUACGAUGCGAUUGGCUCUAAGGCCUGGUAUCUGUAUGACGGCAAAGACCAUGCCUCUUCUUACAGAGGCUUCCUCAGCUUCUGGGGGUACAUCAUCGUCCUCAAUACCAUGGUGCCUAUUUCACUAUAUGUCAGUGUGGAGGUGAUCCGUCUGGGCCAGAGCAAAUUCAUCAACUGGGACCUCCAGAUGUAUCUUCCAGAGAAAGACACAGCAGCCAAGGCUCGAACCACCACCCUGAAUGAGCAGCUCGGUCAGAUCGAGUACAUCUUCUCCGACAAGACGGGAACUCUGACUCAGAACAUCAUGCAGUUCAAGAAGUGCACCAUCGCAGGACGCAGCUAUGGUGACCCAACCACUGCAGAGGGCGUGUCGCUGGAACGUGGAAAGCCGGUGGACUGGAGCUGGAACCGUCAUGCUGACAGAAAGUUCCAGUUCAUGGAUAAUUUCCUGGUUGCCCAUGUCCGAUCCAAGAAGGACAAAGAUGCCCUGGAGUUCUUCAAACUGCUCUCCCUCUGCCACACAGUCAUGGUGGAAGACAAAGACGGUGAGCUGGUGUACCAGGCUGCAUCUCCUGAUGAGGGCGCUCUGGUGACAGCCGCCAGGAACUUCGGCUUCGUGUUUCUGUCUCGCACGCAGGACACAAUCACCAUCAUGGAGAUGGGACAGGAGGCAACCUAUGAAAUGCUGGCGCUGCUUGACUUCAACUCUGACCGCAAGCGCAUGUCUAUCAUCUUGAAGUUUCCUGAUGGCCGUAUCCGUCUGUACUGUAAAGGAGCAGACACCGUCAUCUAUGAGCGACUCGCCCCCAACUGCAGACACAAGGACAGCACCCAGAGCGCGCUGGAUGUCUUUGCCAACGAGACAUUGCGGACGCUGUGUUUGUGUUACAAAGACAUCAGUGCAGAUGAGUACGAGGCCUGGUCCAGACAACACAAAGAAGCCCAGGUGACCAUGGUCGACCGAGAUGCUGCCCUCGACCGCAUGUACGAGCAGAUCGAGAACAACCUGAUGCUGAUUGGAGCAACGGCUAUAGAGGACAAGCUGCAGGACGGCGUUCCAGAGACCAUCUCCAAACUGGCCAAGGCCGACAUCAAGAUCUGGGUCCUGACCGGGGACAAAAAAGAGACUGCAGAGAACAUCGGCUACUCCUGCUCACUUCUGACAAACGACAUGCAGAUCCACUAUGGAGAAGAUGUUAACGAGAAGCUGAGGAUUCGUCAGGCCAACAGGAGAAAUGAACCAUCUUCAAGUUUUCAGCGAGGCAAAAGAAAACCUGCAGAGCCUUUCUUUCCAGAACCAGGCAAAAACGCUCUCAUCAUCACUGGAGGAUGGCUGAACGAAAUUCUUUAUGAAAAGAAGAAGAAACGUCGUCGCCUUCGUCUCCGUCGUCUGGGAAAAAGAACUCCUCCCAGCAACCCUCAAGAUGGCCAGCCAAUGAAUGACGGGGAGAAGGAGAUGAGACAGAUUGACUUUGUGGACAUGGCCUGUGAGUGUGAGGCGGUGAUCUGCUGUCGCGUUACACCCAAACAAAAAGCUAAUGUGGUGACUUUGGUGAAGAAGUACAAGAAGGCUGUGACGCUGUCCAUCGGAGACGGAGCUAAUGAUGUCAACAUGAUCAAGACUGCAGACAUCGGUGUGGGCAUCAGCGGUCAGGAGGGGAUGCAGGCCGUCAUGUCCAGCGACUACGCCUUCGCUCAGUUCCGUUACCUGCAGCGCCUCCUGCUCGUGCACGGUCGCUGGUCCUACAUCCGAAUGUGCAAAUUCCUGCGUUUCUUCUUCUUUAAGAACUUCGCCUUCACUCUGGUCCAUUUCUGGUACUCCUUCUUCAGCGGAUUUUCCUCACAGAUCGCCUAUGAAGACUGGUUCAUCACUCUCUACAACCUCGCGUACAGCAGCUUACCUGUGUUGCUUGUUGGACUACUUGACCAGGACGUCAACGACAGACUCAGCCUCAAAUUCCCAAAGCUUUACAUUCCUGGCCAGCAGGGGACGAUGUUCAACUACAAGAAUUUCUUCAUCAGUUUGUUCCACGGUAUCUUCGUCUCUCUCGUCAUCUUCUUCAUCCCCUACGGUGCAUUCCUGCAGACGAUGGGGCAGGACGGAGAAGCGCCGUCUGACCAGCAGUCCUUCGCUGUUGUAGCCGCCUCCUCCUUGAUUUUUACCGUCAACCUGCAGAUCUCUUUGGACACCUCGUACUGGACCUUCGUUAACUGCUUUGCUGUUUUGGGCAGCAUUGCCAUCUACUUUGGGAUCAUGUUUGACAUCCACAGCGCUGGAAUCCACGUCAUCUUCCCCUCAGUGUUCACCUUCACAGGUGCAGCAUCAAACGCUCUCCGCCAGCCGUACCUGUGGUUGACCAUCCUCCUGACGGUGGGCAUCAGCCUGCUGCCCGCCAUCUGCAUCCAGUUCCUCUAUAAAACCAUUUGGCCUUCUGAGGGAGACAAGGUGCAGAGAAACAGGAAGAAGUACGAGAUGGAGCUGGAGGAGGAGGAGAAGAGAAAGGUGCCGGCCUUCCAGCGAGACCGGCGUUCCCGCCGCUCCGCUUACGCCUUCUCUCACUCCCGUGGCUACGCCGACCUCAUCUCGUCCGGCCGGAGCAUUCGACGGCGCCCGCCCGCCCGCGGCGGACCCCAGAACAGCAUCAGGGAGUUUCCUCAGAGAGAGGCUGAAAACAUCUGAGACGGUGGGGGGGCCGAGUGUGAGACGGAGCAAAGCUGCAGCCGGUCGGGUUGUAAAUAUCUGGCAAUAUUUAAGCUCAAACAGACCUUUUUCUCUGAGGGAUGAGAGAACAGAAGCUUCUCCUGAUGAUGAUGCUCAGUUUUUAGAGAAGAACCAAGCAGCUUCGUAUUUUGCUCCAGUCUGUGAUCUAAACUCACCGCCUCCAGCUCACCUCUGCACAGACUUCCUGAUUUAUUGGGAAACAAAAAAACGUAACUCACCGAAGAAACGACGCCGUUACCGGGGUUUGAAGUCGCACAGCAACUGUGUGACCGACAAUGUUGUUAACUCAGGAUUUUUUAAAUAAAGACCUUGUUUUUACUGUUUAUCCUUGUUCACCACUGCUGCAGCCGAUGAGAAACUUACAUUAUUUAAUGAUACGUUUUGACAGGUUUAGCAUCAUUUCUGCGCAGCGAGUGUUUUACUAGAAUCUAAAGACAAAUCUCCGGUUAAUUCUGUCAUACUUCUCAAGUCUGGAAGUCUGAGCCUAAAAUUUACCUUCACGUUACAGCAACAGGAUGAAGCUAAACACGUCAAAAUAUAUUUUAAUGUUUUAUUUUAAAUAAUUGUGGGAUGUUACAUGUCAUGAGUUAAAGUGUCCUUAUUUAAAAAUGUUUUGUGAACAUGGAUUUUUCUUUCUGCUCAGAAACGUCAUGCUGUAAUCACCAACUAGAGGUUUCUCCUUAAAAUCUUCAAAUUUCAUGACUUGUUUUUUUUUCCAUUUUACCUUUUCAAUGAAGUUCCUGAGUUAUCGUAAUCUCCAUUUUAUUUUAAACUUCUUAAAAGAUAAAUCAUAUUUUCAUUGAGUCGAAAAAAAAAUAGGGAAAUUUAUAUUUUCUGUAUGAAUGUGUCACUGGUUGUUUACAAUUUCCUUUUUCUUUCUUAUCCAGAUGUGAUCAAACAUGGCAAUACUUCCUGUUUGGUUCCUCUUCAUGGUAGUGUUACUGGGUAGUCUUUUAUUAAUGGAUAGAUGGUGGCAGACGAUCAAGACUGCUGCAGGUUGGUUACAGUCAUGUAACACUGUUUUUAUCAUGGUUAUAAAUAAAAGCCAAGGGCACAUUUAGCAA